Colletotrichum karsti is the source of this 600-nucleotide messenger RNA. Its product is annotated as putative HIT domain-containing protein. Lineage: Eukaryota; Fungi; Ascomycota; Sordariomycetes; Glomerellales; Glomerellaceae. Bases 1 to 600 code for a protein of 199 amino acids. The record is from RefSeq and is a predicted model, not a curated record. Gene Ontology annotation, molecular function: catalytic activity. The transcript is spliced from 2 exons.
AUGAGCUCCCAGGAUAAGAUUCAUUUCGGCCCUUUUGAGGUUACUAGCCAGGUCUUCUACAAGACAGCUCACUCCUUCGCCCUCGUCAAUCUGAAGCCCCUACUGCCGGGCCAUGUUCUCAUCUGCCCGCUUACGCCUCACAAGCGCCUGACAGACCUCCCGCCCACCGAAGUAACGGACCUUUUCACCACGACACAGCUCGUGCAGAAGAUGCUUGCGCGCAAGUACUUCCCGGCAUCAUCGGAGGGGCCGGCGGAGCCAGAGGCGGGCUCGUUCAACAUCGCAGUCCAGGACGGCGCCGAAGCGGGGCAGACGGUCUCGCACGUCCAUGUGCACAUCAUUCCCCGCAUACGCGGCGAGACGGCCAAGGAUGACUCUGGGCCGCGGGAUGAGAUCUACGAGCAGAUGUCCAGCGAGGAAGGGAAUAUUGGCGGCGCGCUGUGGGAUGCCGCGCUGGGGAAGAGGCCCGAGGCCGGAGGAGGCAAGUUUGCGAGAAUUGAGGAUGCGAUGAGGCAAGCUAGGAGUAUGGAGGAGAUGGUUGAAGAGGCGAAACUUUACCAUGGUCUAUUGAAGGAGAUGGGUGCUGUGAGUGAGAGCUGA